Blastocystis hominis is the source of this 1203-nucleotide messenger RNA. RefSeq lists its product as hypothetical. NCBI's taxonomy places the organism in Eukaryota, Bigyra, Opalinata, Blastocystidae. The transcript is spliced from 3 exons. Bases 1 to 1203 code for a protein of 400 amino acids. Gene Ontology annotation, biological process: phosphatidylinositol dephosphorylation. Gene Ontology annotation, molecular function: phosphatase activity. The record is from RefSeq and is a predicted model, not a curated record.
AUGAUGGGCAACAAAGGGGGCGUUGGAAUUCGAUUCGAAGUGAACAACUCCUCGCUCUGCUUUGUCUGCUGCCAUCUCGCUGCACAUCGCGAGAAAGUUUCGGCUCGCAACGCGGACUACCACAAGUCGGAAAUUGUGGGAUCCCACACCCUUAGGAUUUUGUCUGAAAUGGUGUUUUCCGCGCCAGCCACGCCUUUUUCGUCAUCGUCAUCAUCUCCUUCUGCUUCCUCUGCCUCCUCUGCGUCUUCUUUUUCAUCAGCCGACUUAACGGAGAGCAUUCCGAUCCUAAGUCAUGAUGUCGUGUAUUGGCUCGGCGACCUCAACUAUCGCAUCACCUCCGACGUCCCUUCCUCCACGGUCUUCCAAUACGCCCGCUCCUCCUUCUCUUCUCUCCUCAAAAAAGACCAAUUAGCCGUUUCGCAGCACGCCGGUUUCGCCUUCGUCGGUUUCACCGAGCCGCCUAUUUCCUUCCCUCCGACGUACAAAUAUCUCCGCGACGCCUCCAUCUACGACCAGCGUCCCGAGAAGAAACUCCGCGCGCCCGCCUGGUGUGACCGAAUUCUCUACCGAAUGCGCGAUCCCCCGCGGCCAAACCAGCAGAUCCCCGUGGUUAUCACGGAGUACGAGGCCGUGGAUUCGGUUCUGGGGAGCGACCACAAGCCUGUGUAUCUGCGGAGCGUUUUAUUGGUCAAAAAAUACGACGAAUCGCGGAUGGUCACGUGCCAGACCGAGGCCAGGCGAAGAAUUUUGGCGGGAGAAAAGGCGGGUUUGGUGCAGCCAGAGCUGAGCGCGACCGAAAUUGCGUUCGGUUGCGUGGCGUUUCAGUCGCCGAGUCGACGGACGAUUCGAAUUCGGAAUGCGGGCGAAACGAAUCUUUAUUUCCGGUUUUUACCGCGGGACUCGGAGAAUCACGUGGCGUUACCGAUGUUGGGAGUUUCGCAGCUGUUUGGCGUUUUGUUGCCGAAUGAAUCAAUCGAAAUCGAAAUCGUUCUGCAUGUCACCACGCCGUUCUUGAAGUAUGUGCACGAGAACGGAAUUAUCGAGGAUAUGAUGGCCAUUCGAAUCGAUCGCGAGCAUGAUCAUUACAUUCACAUCACCGCUUCUUUGUUGGCCACCUCCUUCGGACGGUCGCUUCCCGCUUUAAUCCGAAUGAAUCAGCCGGGUAGAGCUUUCCGUUCGCGCGUUAAGCGUAGCACGAGCUAA